AUGGCAUUGUCGCAACUCGCACCCCUCCCAACUAUUUUACCAGAUGGCCCUUCCGAAGAGCCCUUCACACCAGUACAAUGGAAUACCUUAAUGGCCUUAAUGGACGCCGUCAUUCCAUCAAUCCAACGAGGAUCGGCCGGGGAGCAAAAGGGGGCGCAUCUGGCACUUGUAGACGCGGAAUACAACAACUCGGUACGCGCUCUGCAGAAAUCCAUUAAGGAUGCGCCGGACGCGGAAUCUUUUGACAAAUAUCUCAAUGAGAAAGCUUCGGAUUGCCCGCAAUUCCAAGACCUCUUAAAACGCGCAUUGGGGCAAGACGCACCAGAGCAAUCGCGGAAGGGUUUGGCAUUUAUACUAUCGACCCUAAACACCCGGGUAGGGUCUUUGAUGCUGACGGGCUACUCCACACCAAUCCACGAACAACCAAUUCGAAUCCGCGAAGCUAUUCUCGAUAGUUGGCGACUAUCAUAUAUGCCUUUUUUGAAUGUUAUCUACAAGUCGAUGACCUCGAUUGGGAAGAGUUUGUGGUUGAGGACCAGUCCAACCUACCGCCAACUAUGCGGUAUUCCGCGUGCACCAGACCAAUACAAGCCCGGCCCUAGCUUUGAAUUCGACUUCCUACAAUUUGGCCCCGGAUCCGAGCCAGAAGUUAUCGAGACAGAUGUGGUUAUUGUAGGAUCUGGAUGUGGAGGGGCCGUCUGCGCCAAAAAUCUGGCGGAGGCUGGAAACCGCGUUCUGGUGGUCGAUAAAUCACACCAUUUCGGUCCGGAACAAUUCCCGCUGUCCGAGAAAGUUGCUUUGAACCAUGUUAUUGAAGCUGGAGGCGUUCUGGUCUCGGAUGAUGGCUCGGUAAGUGUAGCUGCCGGAAGUGUAUGGGGUGGCGGGGGAACUAUCAAUUGGUCUGCAAGUCUGCAGACACAGAACUUUGUUCGCAAAGAGUGGGCACAGGAUAAAGGGCUCAAGUUCUUCGAGACCGCCGAAUAUCAGUCAUGUUUAGAUCGAGUCUGCCAUCGGAUGGGUGUUUCCGCAGAUCAUAUCAGACAUAAUCAUGGCAACCAAGUCCUAUUGGAGGGUGCUCGAAAGCUGGGGUAUCAUGCCAAAGCAGUCCCACAAAAUACUGGAGGCAACGAGCAUUAUUGCGGGCAUUGCUGUCUUGGUUGUGGUUCAAACGAGAAGCAAGGGCCUGUUGUAUCAUGGCUGCCAGAUGCUGCAAAAGCUGGCGCUAAGUUUGUAGAAGGUUUCAGGGUCGAUCGUGUAUUGUUCGAUAAAUCGAACAGCACAAAAGCUAUUGGAGUUGAAGGUGUAUGGACAUCAAGGAAUAGUAAUGGAGGUGUCGACGGGCCUAUUUCAGAAAGAACUGUCCGGAAGGUGAUUGUGAAGGCUAAGAAAGUUAUCAUUUCAAGUGGAACUCUGUGGAGCCCAAUUAUCUUAAUGAAUAGCGGCCUCAAGAACUGGCACAUUGGAAGAAAUCUCUACCUUCAUCCGGUCAAUUUCGUGGCAGCCGUCUUCAAAGAGGAGGUUAAGCCUUGGGAAGGUGGAAUUUUAACAACUGUCUGCACCUCGUUUGAAAAUCUAGAUGGCCGCGGUCACGGUGCAAAGAUUGAAGCAACCGCUAUGCUUCCGUCCAUGUUCCUUGUUUAUAUGAAUUGGGUCAAUGGGCUCACGUGGAAGACGAAUGCUCUCAAGAUCCGCAAUAUGAACGGCUACAUCUCUAUAGCUCGAGACCGUGAUACUGGAAGGAUAUACCCAGAUCCGAACAGCGGCACGCCCAGAAUCCAAUACUCACCGAGUGCGUUUGACCGGGCGAGCUGCAUGGAGGGUCUCGUCGCCCUCGCAAAAAUGACCUACGUGAGCGGAGCCACUGAGAUCCACCCUUUCAUCCAAGGCCUCCAACCCUUCCUCCGCGACGUUGGAGAUUCUUCUUUAGAAACCCCAGCGGCCGAUGAGCCAGACCCAGGGGUAACUGACCCACGCUUUGGCGCCUGGCUCGCAGAGCUUCAACGCAUAGGAAAUAAACCACCUACAGCCGCAUACUCCUCCGCGCACCAGAUGGGCACCAACCGCAUGAGCGCCCGAGAGAAGGACGGGGUCGUCGAUCCCAAGGGGAAGGUCUGGGGAACCGAGGGUUUAUAUGUUAGCGACGCAAGUGUCUUCCCCAGCGCGAGCGGCGUCAACCCAAUGAUUACGAAUAUGGCCAUCAGCGACUGGAUAUCGAGGAAUAUCGCUAAGGAGCUGAGAGGUGGCGGGUCGGCCAUGGAAUCUAGAUUAUAG
Messenger RNA from Venustampulla echinocandica, 2271 nucleotides. Its product is annotated as Long chain fatty alcohol oxidase-like protein. The coding region runs from base 1 to 2271 and encodes 756 amino acids. NCBI's taxonomy places the organism in Eukaryota, Fungi, Ascomycota, Leotiomycetes, Helotiales, Pleuroascaceae. Gene Ontology annotation, molecular function: long-chain-alcohol oxidase activity; flavin adenine dinucleotide binding. The transcript is spliced from 5 exons. The record is from RefSeq and is a predicted model, not a curated record.